AUGCAAGACAUCGCAAUCGUGGGAUUCUCCAUCAAGUUUCCUGGCGAUGGUGACACACCGGAGGGGUUCUGGUCGAUGCUAGCGGAAAAGCAAUGUGUUAUGGAGGAAUGGCCGACAGAGCGGUUCAAUCUGGAGGCCUUUGCUGGCCGCAGCUCCAAGGGGUUUGUACGAGGUGCACAUUUUAUGAAAGAGGACUGUGGGUUAUUCGAUGCCGCAUUUUUUGGCAUUUCGGGAACCGAAGCGUGUGCCAUGGACCCUCAAGCUCGCCUAUUGCUGGAGACUGCAUAUCGGGCGCUGGAGAAUGCUGGGAUACCUAUGGAAGCCGUGACUGGUACGAAGACCGCGGUCAUCAACGGCUGCAUGGCCGACGACUACAGGCACAUCAUCGCGCACGACCCAGAUGUUAUCCCCAAGUACACAGCAGUAGGAUCUACGGCGUGUAUGCUCGCCAAUCGGCUGAGCUGGUUCUUCGAUCUCCGGGGCCCCUCGGUGAACCUCGACUCAGCCUGUUCCAGCAGCCUGAUGGCGUUGGAUCUGGCGUGCCAGAGUCUGCGAAACGGGGACUCGAACAUGGCCCUGGUGACCGGAUCUAACAUUCUGAUUGGCAUUGAACCCAUCCUUUCCCUCAUGAACAUGAGUUUCAACUCACCCGACGGCCGAUGCUUUAGCUUCGACGCACGUGCUAACGGAUAUGGGCGCGGUGAAGGAGUAGGUGUGUUGGUAGUCAAGCGGCUGGAGGAUGCGGUACGUGAUGGAGACAUCAUCCGCGCCGUGGUCCGAUCUACGGGGUCGAACCAGGAUGGCCACACACCGGGUUUAACCCAGCCGAGUAAAGAUUCCCAGGCCCGCUUGAUCUUGGACACAUACAAGAAAGCCGGUUUGGAUCGCCUGGAGACGAGAUUCUUCGAAGCGCAUGGGACUGGUACGGCGAUAGGAGACCCCAUUGAGGCUGAUGCCAUAGGAAGCGUCUUCCGAGCCUUUCGCUCUCCGGAAGAUCCUCUGUACAUAGGAGCAGUGAAAUCGAACAUUGGACAUCUCGAAGGAGGCAGCGGCAUUGCUGGCAUUGUCAAAACCAUUCUAGUAUUAGAAAAAGGGCUCAUUCCACCCAAUGCCAACUUCGAGCAUCUAAACCCCAACAUCGAUGCCGAGUUCCUCAACCUAAGGGUUCCCACUGAUCUCAUUCCGUGGCCAACAAAGGGGCUACGACGUGCCUCUGUAGCCUCUUUUGGCUUCGGGGGCUCGAAUUCUCAUGCCAUUCUUGAUGACGCCUACCACUAUCUCCUCGAGCGCGGGCUGCUUGCCUCGGCCUCCCACUGCACUGUCCCGGACCCUACACAUAGUGGUACCAUCGAGAACGGGCUGUGCAGAACAACAGUCGAGGUCAAUGGAUUGGAGGGGUCCCUUGCCUCACCGAUGUUCGAACCAAAAUCAGCAGAUGGAUUGUUAUCUCAGCUUCUCAUCUUCUCCACCUCAGACGAAGCAGGCAUCCAGCGGAUGGCAAAUGCUUACACGCGGUACUUCCAAAGCCUUCCAUCCUUUCGCCGCGGUCGAGACGAAGAAGUUUCUUUCGUCAAAAGAUUAGCCACAAUGUUGGCGCAAAGGAGAAGCAAGCUAAACUGGAGGUCCUUUGCAGUGGCUGAUGGCUCACUUGACUUCCUACGCGAUCAAUUGCCGUCCGCCAUAUCCAAGCCAGUCCGUGUUAAUGAACGCAAAUCUUUGGGCUUGGGGUAUAUAUUCACGGGUCAAGGAGCACAGUAUCGGCGAAUGGGAGUAGACCUCCUCAAGUACCCCAUCUAUCGCUUUACCAUGGAUCAAUGCCAGGAGGCCUAUAGCAGCUUUGGGAGCGAGUGGUCGAUCUACGAUGCUUUGCUCGAUCCUCACAAUACAUUGGAUAUCAACGAUCCCAAGUAUGCGCAGCCCCUAACUACCGCAUUGCAAAUCGCUUUGGUGGAACUGCUGGCAUCCUUUGGACUGAGGGCACGAAUGGUGAUCGGUCAUUCCUCGGGCGAGAUCGCCGCCGCAUAUGCGCUCGGGGCAUUAUCGUUGGACUCUGCAUGCAAGGUGUCGUAUUUCCGAGGCGUCUUUGCCAGCCGUCUGCGGGAGAACGCCGAGGUUACCACCAGAAGUGCAGGAGCCAUGCUGGCCGUGGACCUUUCCGUAUCUGAUGCGGAACCCUACCUGGACCGCGUCAAAUCGGAGCUGAACAUCGACAACAUUCACGUUGCGUGUAUCAACAGCCCGCACAAUGUGACAAUAUCGGGAGAUGCAGUCGCAAUCGAUCGAUUCAAAUCCAUUGUGGACAGCAGCAUAACGACAACUAUCGUGUCGCACCGCCUGAGGACAGGGGUGGCAUACCACAGCCCCCAAAUGCAGCAGGUUGCGACAGAGUAUGAGUACGCUCUGGCUAAUCUCAGGUCGCAACCUGACUUCAACAGCCGAGGUACAGCAGGGAUAACAAUGGUUUCGUCCAUCACUGGCAUGGAAGUCGAAAACACGGCCGUUCUAUUGACUGCGAGGUAUUGGGUACAGAACAUGGUGAGCCCGGUGCAGUUCUCUGCCGCUAUGGUCCAGGCACUCGUUCACUCUUCGGUGCGCAAGGGACGCCAACAAAGACCCAAAAGGCUGGGCGCCGUGACACACAAUGUGGUUAUCAGUGACUGGAUCGAAAUCGGACCUCAUAGCGCCCUAAAACGGCCCUUUCGAGAAAAUUUAGGUGUGGUUGACAAGAAGACUAAAAGCCCGGUCGUCCGGUACUACAGUGUUCUUGAUCGGCAUAGCCCGUCCAUUCACUCCCUCCAGACGAUGGCAGGCAAUCUGUUUUCGCUUGGUUACCAACUAGAUUUGGGAGAGAUCAAUCAGACCCAGAAAAAGACAGGAUCGGGCUUUGAGGGGAUCAUCACCAACCUCCCCGAGUAUCCUUUCAAUCACACGAAGCGGUACUGGUUCGAACCAGAAGCCACGAAGAACAUCCGACUCCGGCCACACAAAAGGCACGAGCUGCUCGGAGCCCCUUUUCCGGAUUCCACCCCACUGGAGAGCAGAUGGAGAAAGAUAUUUGAUGCGACCGAAACUCCAUGGCUACUGGAUCAUGCAGUAAAUGGCAAGGCCAUCUAUCCAGCUACGGGCAUGAUCGUCAUGGCCAUCGAAGGGGCCCAGCAGUUGGCCGAGAAAGGAAGAGUCAUCUCCGGAUACUUUCUACAUGACUCCGUCUUUGUGAAUCCCAUAGUCAUCAGGCCAGGUGGCGACAAGACUGUGACGCAUCUGCACAUGAGGCCCUUGCGUCAGACCCAGGACCAGUUGUCCCAUGCUUAUGACUUCCAAAUCUACACAGAGGUGGGCGAUCGGUGGCAGACAAACUGCCGCGGGCAAAUCUCAAUCCAGUAUGAGGGUAAAUCCACCGGUGCGACCAUCGCGGAGCAGCAGCAGCAGCAGCAAGUGACAAGGGCGGAUACCGUGGCUCUGCAGUUGCAGCAAGAGGAGGCCUUCUACAAAGAGCAGUGGGAAACCGCUCGUCGAGAGUGCCACAUGCACGUGCCUACGAGCAAGAUCUACAAGACCUUUCAAGCCAAUGGGCUGCACUAUGGACCAUCGUUCCAAGUCAUGGAUGAUCUACAGUGGGGGGGAUCUAAUAUCUCGACCGGGACGAUCAAGCCCUUCGAGUGGACCGCAGAGCAAUCCGAAAAUGCUCCAGAGCCGCACAUGGUUCAUCCCUCAACACUGGACGGUCUGGGUCAACUAGGCUGGGUAGCCCUUACGCAGGGAGGCGAGAAACUCGUCACCACAGGUCUAGUGUCGACUCGGGUGCGCGAGGCUUGGAUUUCUGGCGCCGGGGCCUCCGCAGAGCACAUUGACACCCUGCAUGCUGUGGCACACAGUCGGUUUAAGGGUCUGCGAGGUACGGACACCUCCGUAUAUGCCGUUGACAGCAGCGGUAACUUGCGGUUGUGGAUCUCGGGGAUGGAAACCACCUCCAUGUCUAGUAACAACGCGCUGGUGGGAGAGGCACAACGGAGAGAACUAUGCUUCUCGAUCGACUGGAAGCCGGAUUUGACUCUAAUGAAUCGUGAGCAGCUACGGGAAUACUGCGGUCAACGCCCUUCUCACGGGGAGACAAAUGGGGCUGGAGUCCGAGCCACCAAUGGGCUCGACUGUGCAGAAGAGACCGAUUAUCUCCUUAUGCAAUACGCACGUCGAGCUGUGGAAAGGUAUGCCGACCGCCAAGCUAGAUUAAACCUGCCUGUCCAUCUGCAACGGUAUCUUGAAUGGCUGGAGCGCAAGCUUGCCACUACGACCUGUGAUACUAUGCAAGACCGCCCUGGAGACCAAGCCCUUGAAGACCGCGUGUUGAACCAGACCUCGGCGGGGCAUUUAUACGUCACUUUCGGAAGAUUGCUGGAUUCGAUUCUUGACGGGGAUAUUGAGGCCGGCCCAAUCCUGGAUGGCGAACAAGGAACGCCGGAGCAUGCUGCUGUGCAGCAUCGUCAACUCCUUUGCGACCAGAUCUUGGAUAAGGACAAGGCUCUGCACCGUUACAUCGAUGCGUUGGCCCACAAAACCCCGCAAAUGAGGAUUCUAGAAGUCAACGCCAGCACCGGCUCGCUGGCCCCGCAAUUGAUAAGUGCUUUAACACACCAUGGUGUAGAUGGAACAGAGACGCAUCGCUUCUCACUUUACGAUUACACUGACAGAUCGGACCGAUGUCUUCAGGAAGUCCCAGAGCGCUUAGCCGCACUGGGUCGCAAAGUCGCAUACAGAGUACUCGAUAUCGAUCAAGACCCAGUAGCGCAAGAAUUUGACCUUGCUAGCUAUGAUGUGGUUGUGUCUGCAUGGGUCUCUGGUCAUGUCCAAGGCCUGGCUUCCUUUGUCAGAAACGCUCGGAAACUACUCAAACCCGGCGGCACACUCCUGAUCCUAGACAUGGUCCGAGGAGGUUCAUUGAGAUCGGGCUUUGUAUUCGGAACCCUACCAGAAUGGUGGGAAGACACAUGCUCAGUACAAGGCUGGGACAGUCUGCUCACCUCCAACGGCUUUUCAGGAGUUGAAAUCUCGUUUCCGCAUGAUUUGGGGUGCAAUGUUAUGGCUACAACAGCAACCGGCACUAUGGCCAUAAACUGCAGUCCUCCUCUGAAGCGGACUAUCCUCGUCAUUGAUCCUGAAUCCCGCUUACAAGCCCAGGUAGCGAGCAUAUUAUCAGAUACGAGCCUCAGAGUUGGAUACGCCAUUGAGAUUUGCUCGCUCAGCGAUAUGGACACGUUAUCGACUUCCACGGACGGCUCUUUGGUGGUCAUGCUCCCUGAGAUAGAACAGCCUUUCCUGGUCGAUCUCAAUGAAACCACUUAUAAAGCCCUCCACAGCCUCCUCUGUAAAGCCCAAGACGUUGUUUGGGUUACUGCAGGAAAUGAGGAGUCGCCUCACGCACCCCGGCGUCACAUAGUUGAUGGCCUGGCGAGAGUGCUGUGCACUGAGAAUGAUCGACUCUCCUUUAUCACCGCACACUUGGAAGACCAUGCCGCCAACCCUGCCGUGUGGGCAAAACAUAUCUAUCAGAUCAUGGGCACGAGACUCGAGCAACAGGCUACCAAGGCCAGUGAGCUCGAUUACCGAGAGCAGGAUGGAGUGCUGCACAUCGGUCGCGUGGCUGAAGCAGAAGAGUUAAACGAUGCUCUGUUCGAACAAACGCAGGCUCCGCCUAAGGUGCGUCCGUUCAAGCAGGGCCCUCCAUUGACCUGUACGAUCGCGAACCCGGGGUCAGUGGAGAGCAAAGCGAUGCUCUUUGUUGAAGACACCGGGGCCAUCGAGCGCCCACUCGGUGAUGAUGAAGUGGAAAUCGAGGUGAAAGCGGUGGGGGUCAACUUCCGCGAUAUCUUUGUCCUGCUGGGCCGGCUCAGUGACGGCGACAGCAUCGGUACAGAAUGCUCAGGGAUUGUGACCCGGGUGGGUGCGGCAGCAACUUCGGACCUGAAGCCAGGAGACCGGGUCUGUGCCGUCCUCCUCGACUGUUUCCGCACCCUGGUUCGUUGCCACUACCAAUUUGUUUCGAAGAUCCCGGAUGCCCUGAGUUUUGCCGCGGGCGCAGCGAUCCCCCUCGGCGGCGUGACUGCAUAUCAUUCCCUGGUGCAGAUCGCACGGUUACGGAAGGGAGAGACAGUGCUCAUUCACUCGGGGGCUGGGGGUACUGGGCAAAUGGCCAUCAAAGUUGCCCAAGCCCUGGGGGCUAAGGUCUUUGCCACGGUCGGCUCAGACGACAAACGGGACUUGCUUGAGCGGCUGUAUGGCAUUCCCAAGGAGCAUAUAUUCUACAGUCGAGACACGUCGUUCCAGCGCCAUGUUAUGCGAUUGACUGGUGGCCGUGGUGUGGAUGUCGUGCUGAACUCGCUCUCCGGCGAUGGCCUCAUUGCCUCGUGGGAGUGCAUCGCCCCGUACGGACGGUUCGUGGAACUGGGCAAGUCCGAUAUUCAAUCAAACUCCAAGCUGCCAAUGCGCAACUUCGGGCGCAACGUCUCCUUCUCGGUAGUAGCCAUCGACCAGAUGCAUUAUGACCGACCGUAUAUCAUCCAGGAAUCGCUGGGGCCGGUCGUGGAGAUGGUCACGGCUGGCACACUGCAGCCCGCCUGGCCACUUCAGGAAUUCACCCUCUCAUCGGCAGAGGAAGCAUUCCGCUUGAUGCAAAGCGGCAAAAAUGUGGGCAAGUUGGUGAUCAACAUGACCCCCACCGACCUCGUACAAACGUCCAUUCGACAUGUCCCCAGAUAUUCAUUCCCUCCCGAGGCAACGUACUUGAUUGCCGGUGGACUCGGGGGCCUAGGGCGAAGCGCCGCUCGAUGGAUGGCAUCCAUGGGGGCGAAGAAUCUGAUCCUGCUGUCUCGAUCGGGUCCCAAGGCAACCGCAGCACAAGAGCUCAUUCGGGAACUCACCGAUCAGGGAGUUCGCGUCCGGGCUCCCCGGUGUGACCUGACUUCUUCCGAGGCGUUGACUCGGGCUCUAGAGGAGUGCCGGGACCUGCCUCCGAUCCGAGGGUGUAUCCAAGGAACAAUGGUUUUGCAGGACACGAUCUUCGAAAGUCUGACCUUCAGUCAGUGGGAUACUACUCUCCAGUCCAAGGUGAAAAGUACGGAGAACCUGCACGCGCAGCUCCCUGCCGAUCUCGACUUCUUCAUUCUUCUCUCCUCGCUUGCCGGUGUCAUUGGCCACAUUUCACAAGCCAACUACGCAGCGGGGAAUACCUUUCAGGAUGCAUUUGCGGCUUACCGUCGGUCUCUGGGUCAGCGCGCGGUCGCGCUCGAUCUGGGAUGGAUGCGCGAGAUUGGAGUUGCUGCUGAGCAAGAACACUUGGCCAUGCGUGUGGAUGCGGCCCCCAGUAUGGCUGGGAUCAGCGAGGCCGAGUUCCUGGCCCUCCUGGAGCGGUGCUGUGAUCCUGCGGCGAAUCCAGUCACCACGACCAUUAGCAGCAAACCACAGAUUCUCGUCGGAGUGGUUACACCGGCACAGCUUCGGGCUCAUGGCCACGAGACACCAACGUGGCUGACCGAACGCAGCAUGUUCCAAACCCUCCGGCAAGAAGCGACGGGACCAGGGGAGACCGACGGCGCAGAUAACAAUCCCAUCAACCCCGGCGGCGACACCUCACCCAGCAAUUGGCACCGGGCAUUUGCGCGGGCAGAUUCUUCCUCAGCCGCGGUCACCGUGGUGAUCGAAGGGUUGACGCGAAAACUUGCACGGUCGUUGAGUCUGACGUCGCCAUCCGAGAUCGACCAGCAGCGCUCGCUGGCUCUACAAGGGGUGGACUCGUUGCUGGCGGUGGAGAUGCGCCAAUGGGUCUCGCGGGCGUUUGCGGCCGAGGUUUCAGCGCUAGAUAUCACGAGUGCGCCGAAUCUGGAGGAGUUGGCGGGAAUGGUGGUUGCGUAUAGCGAGGUGAAAUUCGAUUGA
Molecule: messenger RNA, 7926 nt
Organism: Aspergillus welwitschiae
Lineage: Eukaryota; Fungi; Ascomycota; Eurotiomycetes; Eurotiales; Aspergillaceae
Product: type I polyketide synthase
Exons: 9
Coding region: 1-7926 (2641 amino acids)
Biological process (GO): fatty acid biosynthetic process; secondary metabolite biosynthetic process
Molecular function (GO): fatty acid synthase activity; oxidoreductase activity; phosphopantetheine binding
Source: RefSeq, a predicted model, not a curated record